Messenger RNA from Acanthopagrus latus (yellowfin seabream), 2953 nucleotides. Its product is annotated as RNA-binding protein 5-like. Gene Ontology annotation, molecular function: RNA binding. The record is from RefSeq and is a predicted model, not a curated record. Bases 165 to 2663 code for a protein of 832 amino acids. The transcript has 25 exons. Gene Ontology annotation, biological process: mRNA splicing, via spliceosome. NCBI's taxonomy places the organism in Eukaryota, Metazoa, Chordata, Actinopteri, Spariformes, Sparidae. Gene Ontology annotation, cellular component: nucleus.
GUAACACUAGGGGCGGUAAUGCGCUGUUAGCUUGUUUGCUAACGGCUAUUAAACGAAGGAAGAAGAAGAGUGUCCAGCUGACUGACCGGAACAGCGAGGAAACCUUCUAGAAACCCUCUAUUAUCAGAGAUCCUUGAUCAAGCCUGUGCCCUCUUCGCUAAACCAUGGGAGCUGAUAAAAGGCUCAGUCGUGGUGAACGCAGUGGAAGGUACGGUUCUGACGGGAGGAGUGAUGAUCCAGAAUGGCAUGAAAGACGGCGAAGCAGAGAUGUGGAGAGGGACUAUGAUCAUCGUUGGGGUGAUGAAAGACACAGAGAGCGGAGAGACAGAGACAGUCCAGAGAGAGGUCAAAAACGACGCAACAGCGACAGAUCUGAUGAUGAGUACGAUGGGGAUUAUCCCGACCACCACUACAAAAUGGAGCCAGAGGAGGAGAGCAAGACUAUUAUGCUGAGGGGUCUCCCUCUAAACGUUAUAGAGGAUGAUAUCCGCUCAACACUAGAGCAGCUGGAGGGGCCCCAACCUGUGGAAAUUCGCUUGAUGAGGAAAAGAAGAGGUAUAAGCCGAGGUUUCGCCUUCGUGGAGUUUUAUCGCUUGCAAGAUUCUACCCGAUGGAUGGAGACCAAUCAGAACAAGCUGAUGAUCCAGGGGAAAAGCAUUGCGCUGCACUACAGCAACAGGAGACAGAACGUUGAGAACUGGCUUUGCACCGCAUGUGGUGUGUAUAAUUUCCGCAAGAAGCUCAAGUGUUUCAGGUGUGGAGCAGCUAAAGUUGACAGAGAGUCACCAGGACUCAGUGGUUCAAGUGCAGAGCCUCAACAGCAAGGAGAUAACAAUGGAGACACACUAAUUUUGAGAAACAUUCCCCCUCUUUCAACCGUGGAUGGAAUCUUGAACAUGCUGGCCUCCUACGCCAACCUGUCAGCGGGCAACAUCCGCCUCAUCAAAGACAAGCACACAGGACAGAAUCGAGGCUUUGCCUUUGUUCAGCUCUCAUCUCCCUUGGAGGCUUCUCAGCUGCUCGCAGCUCUCCAGCGCCUUCAGCCGCCACUGAAACUGGAUGGGAAAACAAUCGGUGUGGAUUAUGCCAAGAGUGCAAGGAAAGACUCAGCGCAGCCUGAUGGAAUCAGAGCCAAUGCUCUCUCUGUUGCCAGCACAGCCAUAGCUGCAGCUCAGUGGUCGUCCAGCCAGUUACAGCGAACUUCAGUUCCCACCUCUGAUCAAAUUACUCUUCCAGAGGGUUAUACACAACAAACACAGGGACCGAAUUAUCAAGUAUGGCAGCAGCAGCCUGAAGGAUUGGCUCCUGCUGUUGGAGACGGAUUACUCGGAGCUGCUCCAGAAAUGAAGACACUGAUCCCUGUGGCCGCAGGUGUUGUCAUAGCCCAGACAGCUCAGCUUUACCAGUCUGUUGUCGUCAGUCAGCCAGCCAUACAGUCACAACAGGUGGUGAGGCCUGUCGAGGCAGCACAACAGACGGCUGCGAGUGUCUGCGCUGCAUCACUGGUAACACCAGCGGCUACCAGUGUCGCAACUACUGCGUGUGCCGCCCCGACUACUAACACAACAGCUGUUGUUGCCCCUGACACCUCCACAUACCAGUAUGACGAGGCUUCAGGUUACUAUUACGACCCACAGACUGGCCUGUACUAUGACCCCAGCAGCCAAUACUACUAUAACUCUGAGUCUCAGCAGUACCUCUACUGGGACAGUGAGAAGCAGAUGUACAUCCCUGCACUGGCUGAAUCAGACACAAGCACAGAGCAAGUGGCAAAAGAGCCGCGGGAAAAGAAGGAGAAACCCAAAAGCAAGUCAGCACAGCAGAUUGCAAAGGACAUGGAACGUUGGGCAAAAAGCUUCAAUAAGCAGAAAGAAAGUUGUAAGAGCAGUUCCCAAGGCUCAGGACUGUCCAAGGAGGAGGACAGGAGAGAGUCUGCAGCUGCUGACGCAGGUUUUGCUCUCUUUGAGAAAAAGCAUACAGGGGGUUUUGACAUACCAUCAUUCAUGGCUGAACAAUUCAAGGUCACAGAGCAUCAGGAGACUUCAGCUAAGACUGGGCCAGUUGCUGCUUUCAACGAAGACGGUGAUGCAGAGGAGGGCGGCUCUGAUCGCGCUGCCUGUGAAGAUGGAAAAAUAACAGACUGGAGGAAGAUGGUUUGCCUGCUGUGUCGACGGCAGUUCCCCACCAAGGAGGCUCUGCUGCGUCACCAGCAGCUCUCUGACCUCCACAAGCAAAACUUGGAAAUUCAGAGAAGAUCAAAACUCACUGAAGCUGAGCUGGAGGAGCUGGAGAGAAAAGAAACCGAGCUGAAAUACAGAGACAGAGCUGCAGAGAGGAGGGAGAAAUAUGGUGUCCCUGAACCUCCCGCACCAAAGAAAAGAUUCUAUCCACCACCAACCCCGACAGUAAACUACGAACAGCCCACCAAAGACGGCCUAACAAGUGACAAUAUCGGGAGCAAAAUGUUGCAAGCAAUGGGCUGGCAGGAAGGCAAAGGUCUGGGGCGCCACCACCAGGGCAUCACCGCUCCUAUCACGGCUUCAUUAAGGACUAAGGGCACAGGCUUGGGUAUUAAAGGAAGCUCGUAUGAACUCUCAGCAUCUGACACCUACAAAGAUGCUGUUCGCAAGGCCAUGUUCUCACGCUUCACGGAGAUAGAGUGAACUGGAGAGGGACAAGUAAUCAGAACCAUUAUAUCUGUGGCCGAAUGGUCUUACUGUGAAAAGGAACCCCCCCCCCACACACACAGAUUGUGCUGCCUCCUGUACUGUAAUUUCUUUCUUUUCUAAUGUAUAUAUGUAUUUUGUCAUCUGAAGUGUUUUCAGUUGAAUGAAGGUGUUAAUAUUGUACAGUGUUUAUACAUCAAAUUAUGUGCACCUGCUGAGGUUUUGUCUUUGUGAAAAAUUGAAAGAAUAAACGUGACAAUUAAAUCCGACCUUUGUGCUCAACAUUG